Molecule: messenger RNA, 2948 nt
Organism: Xyrauchen texanus (razorback sucker)
Lineage: Eukaryota; Metazoa; Chordata; Actinopteri; Cypriniformes; Catostomidae
Product: calsyntenin-2-like
Exons: 17
Coding region: 19-2796 (925 amino acids)
Biological process (GO): homophilic cell-cell adhesion; positive regulation of synaptic transmission; positive regulation of synapse assembly
Cellular component (GO): postsynaptic membrane; cell surface
Molecular function (GO): X11-like protein binding; kinesin binding; calcium ion binding
Source: RefSeq, a predicted model, not a curated record
UCAUCCUGCAAAAACUGGAUGUAUUUUGCUGCAAUGACACGAAUAUUGACGUUGAUGUUUCUCGCGCUCGAGCUGUCCUGCGUUUUCGCGCACAAAGUAAAUAAGCACAAGCCAUGGAUCGAGAGUUCAUAUCAUGGUGUCAUCACAGAAAACACAGAUGUGGUUCUGUUGGAUCCCCCUUUAGUCGCUCUGGACAAAGACGCACCCGUACCGUACGCAGGUGAGAUAUGUGGGUUUGUCGUGCAGGGUCUCGGCACCCCAUUCGAGGCUGUGGUUCUGAACAGCACGUCAGGAGAGGGGCAGCUGCGGGCGCAUGGACCAAUUGACUGUGAGCGUCAGAGAGAGUACACUUUCAUCAUACAAGCACAUGACUGUGGCACAGGACCGAUGGGCAGUGGAGAGAAGAGAUCACACAAGGCAGUGGUGCACAUCCAGGUGGGAGAUGUGAAUGAAUUCUCCCCUGUGUUUGGUCAAUCGGAAUAUCAUGGCUCAGUGACAGAGGGUAAAGUGUCUGACAGUAUUCUGCAGGUGCAGGCGUUAGACGACGACUGCUCUCCUCAAUACAGUCAGAUCUGCAACUAUCAGAUCAUCACUGAGGACACACCCUUCGUAAUAGACCACAACGGUAACAUUAGGAACACGGAGAGUCUGAGCUUUGAUAAGAAGUCACAUUAUAAAAUCCGAGUGACUGCGUUUGACUGUGGUCAGAAGACAGCAGUGGAGGACGCUGUGGUAUACAUCCAUGUAAAACCCAUCUGCAAGCCUGAAUGGCAAGCCUGGAAAAAGUGUGUUGACUAUGAACCAGGCAUGGGGAGUAAACUGUUAUUUCCCAAGAUACACCUGGAGACCUGUGAUGGAUCUGUGUCCUGGAUUAGGAUCACAGUGGAGCUGGUUACCAGUCAUGUUGGAAAUGGUUGCAACAGAGAGGCGCACUCUGAGAGGUCAUUACAGAAGCUCUGUGGAGCUUCAUCAGGCACCACAGAGCUUCUCCCCACCCCUAAUGCCAAUUUUAAUUGGACGGCAACGCUUGUGACGGAUGGUGGUCAGGACAGCAACCUCAUAUACCGGUUUGAUGGUCGUCAAGCUGCCAAGAUCCCAGACCAGGUUGUCCCGCAGAAUCUAUCAGAUCAGUUCACCAUAGCUACAUGGAUGAAGCACGGACCAAGUCCAGGACAGAGAGCGGAGAAAGAAACGCUGCUCUGCAACUCUGACAAAACCGAGAUGAACAGACACCAUUACUCUCUGUAUGUGCAUAACUGCAGACUGGUGUUCCUUUUGAGAACAGAUUACACACAGACCGACUCCUUCAGACCUGCAGAAUUCCACUGGAAAUUAGAGCAGAUCUGUGAUAAGGAGUGGCAUUAUUACGUCAUCAGCAUUGAGUUUCCAGUAGUGACUCUUUAUGUUGAUGGCGUGACCUAUGACCCUUACCUGGUGACAGAUGAUUGGCCCAUCAACUCCCCUCAGAUCGACUUGCAGCUCACCGUAGGAGCCUGCUGGCAAGGUGGCGAAGUCUCUAAAGCAAAGUUCUCUCAGUAUUUUCGAGGCAGUUUGUCUGGACUGACAGUUCGACCGGGAAAGAUUGAAAGCCAGAAUAUCAUCUCAUGUCUACAGGCCUGUAAAGAGGGGCUGGACAUCACCUCACUGAAAGGCCUCGGACAGAGGAUAAAGUUUCACUUCAAUCCCGCUCAGUCUCUUGUGGUGAUGGAGGGUGAGGAUUUGGAGCAGGUGAAUGCUGCUCUGAGGAAAGUUUCUUACAUGAACUCUCGCCAGAUUCCCACCGCUGGAGCGCGUCACCUCCGGGUCUCAACAGCAGUGCAGUGUUUCGGAGAGGACAAGUGCAUUUCUGUUCCUGAUAUUGAGGCAGUUGUCAUGGUAAUGCAGCCCAGUAAACCACACAUCACAAUCACUGGGGUGGAGCACCUUACUGUCCCCGCCUCCGACCUUGCCCAAGGCCUAUCACUGUUCAGGGACUUGCAUAUCAUCAGUACUGUUACAAAGGGUGAUGAACCUACAUAUAACACAGAUCAUAGGUCAGGUGUAUUGAUGGAAAUCACUCAUAAUCUGGACUAUUGUGACAUCAUGGUGUUGGGGGAGGAGUUAAGAGUGGGGCUAGAGAGUCUAGAACUGCAUCGCAGCGCCUUGUUGGGCAGACAACUAGAAUACGCUAACUCUACCACCGGCAUGUCCAUAUAUGGUGUAGACUCCAUUUCUCACUACACAGAUGUGAUCAGAGAGGUGCGUUAUCAAAGCCGUCAAGCUGUCGACUCUGUCCGAUCCUUCAGAUUGGUUUGUUCCGAACUCAAUGGACGUUAUACCAGCAAUCAGUACACACUACAGGUCAACAUUCUGCACAGAGUGGAAGCCACUGAACAUGUCAAUCAUGUGAUGGCCCCGCCCAAAUACAUGCAAAUGAUUCAUCCUAUGGUAGUGGAAUCUAACACCCACAGUUUAGCUGUACCCAGUGCUGCCAUUGUUGUGAUUGUUGUGUGUAUCUCCGCCCUGGUGGUGGUGGUUGCGCUGGGUGUUCACCACCUCUAUCAAACACGUUACAAAGAGGAUAUGCAGACACAGAAGCUGCAAGAAAAACAACUGGAUUGGGACGGCUUGUGUCUAUCCAUCACUGUCAACCCACUGGAGAGUUUUAAAGAACUGCAACCUGCAGAAGAACUAACAGAGGAAGAAGACGAUGAUGAAGAUAUCUCUAGUACUGAAUCAGACAGUGAUGAAGAAACUACAACAUCUGUCAUACACCAUCAAGCCACAUUGCAAUGGAGAAAAGCAACAAUACACUGAGAAAACAAACAUAUGCCUGUACAUACAUACACUCAAAAAUACAACACUCUACCUGUAACAUCUCAAUGGCAGUACAUCCUGCAACACAUGACCGUUUUUACACAUUAAAAGACUCAACCCUCUCACAAACACUGACAAACACUGAAAAGACA